Messenger RNA from Dovyalis caffra, 414 nucleotides. The record is from the annotation of a GenBank genome assembly. NCBI's taxonomy places the organism in Eukaryota, Viridiplantae, Streptophyta, Magnoliopsida, Malpighiales, Salicaceae.
AUGGUUUUCCCGCUCGAGGGGAUCAAAAGCUUGAGCACUAGCCUACCGCCGAGACUCCAACUAACGGGAAGCCGAGCUCCUCCUCCGACUCCAGCCUUAUCUUCCUCCUCUUCCUCUAGAUCGAACUACCCUACUCGGAGGACCGGACCGUCUUCCCCUCCCCUUGCUCCUCCAGCGAAUGAAUGCUCUAGUGAUGAGGAUUUGGCCUCCGAAUUUGCUAGUUUGGAGGAAGAACCGGAUCUAGCUGAAAAUUCAAAUUCUCGCUUAAACUUUUUAAAAUUUAGACUUCCCGCCUAUGGAGAGAAAAAGGUCGGGAUUCGGUCGGUUGUUGAGAAUCCACCUAUAGGGAGCUUGACCUCCUCUUCCGCCUCGGGGAAGCUACUUCUUCCUCCACUAGAUCGAUUUGGCUUGUAA